This is a messenger RNA of Durotheca rogersii, 3204 nucleotides long. RefSeq lists its product as uncharacterized. Bases 601 to 2643 code for a protein of 680 amino acids. Lineage: Eukaryota; Fungi; Ascomycota; Sordariomycetes; Xylariales; Xylariaceae. The transcript has 3 exons. The record is from RefSeq and is a predicted model, not a curated record. Gene Ontology annotation, biological process: regulation of immune system process; negative regulation of transcription by RNA polymerase II; regulation of cytokine production.
GCCGCCGCCUCCGCCUCUUUUUUUCACCCUUCCCACUGCCACCUGGGCCUGCACCACCACACUUCUUGACGUCGCCCCCCAAGCGCCUGGCACCUUUUUUUUUCUCUGCUGCUCAUCCACAACCAUCUUGUCCCUUUUGAGGCUCAGUCGUCCACUUACACACUGUUGACCUGCCGGCCUGCUCGCCUACCUUGCCUGCUAACUUUCUUUCCUCCCUCCGCGCGCGACCGAGAGGCCAUUGCCCUCUCCAUCCUGCCCCUUUUCCUUCUUUCUAUCCUGCCAAGUAAAAUACCAUAUUUUUAAUCCCUUGAUUGAUGCACCGCUGCAUGGAUUUGAAGUAGACCAGAAAAUUAGAAGCCCCCCUCCCACCCCCCAGAAAAAAGAUCAGCAUCGGGACGCGGCAACGCGCGAUCAUCAACAACACCUUCAUUUCCGCACAGCAGCCACUCCCUUCAGCCACACACCCAGCCCUUGCUAUUCCUCGAGCUUGACGAUGCGCCGUUCAUGCGCUUAAGCUCCGUCUGCCUGUCCUGCGAGUCGACCCCGAGUAUUUUCUUAUAGCCACUUCAAUCGCGUUCUUGGCCAUCGCCGCCCGCAUUCAUGGCUUCCAAGAAGGGCCCUGUCGCAACGGAAGCCCCGACUUUCUCGCCUACCGUUUCCCAGCCGGCCAUCGCCGCGGAUUCCGUCUCCGUCGAAGCUCUGGCUGCCGAGGCCACCCGUGCGACGCAGUCGCUGAAGAGGCAGCGGGAAUCUUCUCCUUCCUCCCCGUCUUCGGCUCUCUCGGGACUCCAUCGGGAGCUGUCGCCGUCGAAGACGGCGCGGUUGAUCGGCCUGUCCUCGAGAUACUCUCCCACGCCCAUGACCGCGGCCGCGGCCGCCGAGGACGAGCGGAGUAGCGAAGAGGACCAGUAUAAAGCCCAGAUUACCGGCACCAGCGAAAACCCUGCAUUCAAGGCGCAAUCGGCGCUAAUGUCCGCCAGUGCUCUCGCCAUGAGCCGGUCUCACGACAGCCCGCAGGACGCCCCUCAGGAUAUCCCUCAAGAAGCUAUGCAGGAUGCUCCUCAGGACGUUCCUCAAGAUAUCCCACAGGGCGCUCCUCAGGAUGCUCCCCAAGAUAUCCCUCAGGACGGCUCUCAGGGGGUCUCCCAGGGUGUUUCUCAGGACACACCCCAGGGCGCUCCGCUGUCGGGCGACGCGCAGUCCGCUGCGCUGCCUUCUGUCUCCAUACCACAUCCCGAGACGUCAGACCCCAAGCCCAAGUCGGAAAACGUCAGUCCCCAGAGCGCGACGAGUUUAGGUAGCCUGGGUGGCGCAUCCAUCGGACCCGUCACGACUAGCCCUGGUCCUAUGGAGCUCGAAGGCCGUGACGAUAGGACAAGUUUUGGUACGCAACCGCCGGCUCCAAUGGACGAUAAGGAGGCCACUUCGUUGUCGUAUCCCGGCACUCUCCCUCCGACCUCCAGCAUGCCUGCCCCCCCGACCCGGGGGAUGAGCAUGCCCGUGACCCCGAACCAGCCGACCACGCCACGCUCGCCAAACUCGAAAAGGCACAAAUGCCAAUACUGCGAGACCGAGUUCACACGACACCACAACCUGAAGAGCCAUCUCUUGACGCAUAGCCAAGAGAAACCCUACGUUUGCCAAACCUGCCACCUGCGUUUCCGCCGCCUCCACGACCUCAAGCGCCACACGAAGCUGCAUACUGGAGAGAAGCCCCACGUAUGUCCAAAAUGCGAUCGAAAGUUUGCGCGUGGUGAUGCGUUGGCGCGGCACAGUAAAGGCCCGGGUGGCUGCGUCGGCCGACGAAGCAGUCUGGGGAGUUUCCUUGGUGAAGAAGAGGUGGAUGGGUCGAGCCAUCUCGAGGGCGACGACUCCGCCAUGGCCGGUGUUGUAUAUAAUGGUAGCGAAGGUGAGUCGACAGGACAUGACCGGCGACAGCUAGGCAUACCCAGCAUACAAGCCCAACAUGUUCAAGGUCCUACUGGUCGACUUUAUCCGCCCAACGUGGAUCGCGGUUCCGGGAGCUCGAAUGCAUCCCAAACUCCGGGGUCGAGUAUCCCGUCUCUUCCGAUGGGCGCUAGUAACCCCGCCAUGUAUGCUCAGAGCACCAUGACCGAGAGCCCUAAGCCGCUUAGCCCCUCUGGUAUUCAAGGCCACGAUUCUGCAAAUAUCAACCGGCAGCGCUCGCCGAGCUUGACGGUCCAGCUCCAACACUUCGCUCGCCACCAAACAGAUCGACACACCCCACCAGUACCCGGGUUCCCCCCGACCGACGCAGUUCGGUAUGCCGCCUCCGCAGCCAACGUACAGAAUCCCAUCACCAUUCCACCGGUGUCUGGCAGCUCAAGCCAAUCGAUAGUUGCGAAUACCGGACCUGACCAUUCACGGACGUCAAGUGGACACGGCCAGAACGGAAGCGGGGACAGCUCGAGCAAUAACAUCUUCGCAACGGACCAGGGCAUCUGGGCUUACAUCCAUAGCCUCGAGGAGCAGGUGAGACACCUGAAUGACAGAGUGCAAGCGUUGGAGGCGACGGAGAGAUCCCACGAGGAGAAGAUAACCUAUCUCGCCGACGAGAUGACCGUCCUGCGGGGCCAGGUCGAGAUCAAGGCGGAUCCGACGGCGGUCGAUAAGUCCAAUUGAAGCAGCACCGUUCGCGGUUAACGGCAGCAACUGAGCUAGGCGGUACGAUCCGAGCGAAGGGCGUCUUUGGUAUGUACGGCGCAUAGGGUGGACCAUAGUCGCCAUCACCAUCACAACAUACGGGGCAUCCAGACUCAUCUUUACUAAGGGAGGGGCGGGGGGAGGCGGUUGGCGUUGGGUAGGGAGGGUUACCCGUCAUCUACCGAAAACAAAAAGCCCCGGAGUGUUUUCCCCGGCGAUUUUACGAGUGUCUCGACGUCUUUCUUUUUGAUCCUUUUUUUUUCUAUCUUAUCUUUUAUGCUAGUGAUAUCCCUGAACUGAGGAUUCUGGAUGCUGAGCUGGGGUGGACAGUUGGGUGCCGUCCGGCUUCCACACCCCGAUCGUUCUCCAGUCGACGAAUUGUACACUAUAUAAGCGCAGAUAGAGAGCCUCGAGGCAGGGCGAAGCAAGCGACGCCAUCGCGACCUUACCUAAUGGAUGGGAUUGACGAAGCACGUAACCGUAGGUAUUUAGAUCCCUAAUCUGUCGGUCUACUAUUCGAAGGUAGGGAGGUGCCUGUAG